GUUCUUCCAAAUCACUGAAAUCGUGAAAUCACUCACCUGAGUAGAUCUGAUGAAUUGAAAUUUGUGUUCUAAUAACACUACGUUGAUUUUGAUUUCUAAAAUGUUGGAUUUUUUUGCUAUUUUUACCAAAGGAGGUAUCGUUUUAUGGUGCUUCCAAAGUACUACUCAAAAUUUCACAGCUUCUGUUAACGCCUUAAUUAAAAAUGUUAUUCUUCAGGAAAGAGGAAUUAACACUUUCAACGAUAACAGGCUGUCUCUUCAAUAUAAAUUAGAUAAUGAAUUUGACUUGGUUUUCAUUGUUGCAUAUGAUAAAAUCCUCAAGCUCUCAUAUGUUGAUAAAUUUUUGAACGAUAUACAUUUGGAAUUUAGGGAUAAAUAUAAAAAUGAAUUGGCCAGAGCGGAUUAUUUUCAGGACUAUAGCUUUAGUGAAGGAUUCAAUUCAACACUGAAAAAGGCAGAAAAAUGGUCUAAGCAACAAGAACAGUUACCAAAGCAAAUGAAAACUUUUGAACAGUCGAGUAAAUCGAAGAAAACAGUAUCUUCCAUGAUUGAAAGGAAAGGAGAAGAAAAGAACACAUCUCAGAAGAAAAAGGAAGUGAACUUUGCAUCUGAAGAAGUUCAGACACUACCAGAUUCGCCAAAACAGAAAUUACAAAAUGGUCAAUUGGACGAGGAAACACUGGCAGCAAAUAGAUUGAAAUUUGCCCAAAAAAUGAAUAAAAAAAAGCAAGAUCCGAAGAAAAGUCCCAAAAGCCCUGUAACUGAAAAAGAAAGGGCUGGUAAGAAACCAAGAAUCUGGGAGCUCAGUGGUUCUAAUAAGGAUUUAGGCUCUUUAGAGAGAACUACAGAUAAACCAGAAGAUAUGAAGAGUCAUUUCACACCAGACACAGAGAUUGUUGGGCAAAUGAAAGGAGUUAUUAAAGAUUUAGAAGUAGAGUCUUCAGAUGAGGAAUAUAUUGAAGAGGAAAAGGAAACAAACCAAACUUCAAGUAAAGGUGGCAUGUUUUCAAUUUUCAAAGGCUUAGUGGGUUCUAAGAGUUUGACAGCUAGCGAUAUGAAACCUGCAUUGGAAAAAAUGAAGGACCACUUGAUAGCUAAAAAUGUGGCAUCUGAUAUAGCUAGCAAAUUAUGUGAUUCUGUUGCGAAUAAACUUGAGGGAAAGGUCCUUGGUACUUUUGAGAGUAUUGCUUCGACUGUUAAAAACACAUUGAAUGAUUCCCUUGUUCAAAUCUUAAGUCCUAAAAGGAGGGUGGAUAUUUUGAGGGAUUGUCUAGAGGCACAGAGGCAAAGGAGACCAUUUGUGAUGACUUUUUGUGGGGUUAAUGGUGUUGGAAAGUCAACAAAUCUUGCAAAGAUUUGCUUCUGGCUAAUCGAGAACAAUUUGAGGGUGCUGAUAGCUGCAUGUGAUACAUUCAGAGCAGGAGCUGUAGAACAGCUGAGAACCCAUAUGAAACAUCUGAAUGCUUUACAUCCACCUGAACGCCAUAACGGUCGUACAAUGGUUCAACUCUAUGAAAAAGGUUAUGGAAAAGAUGCAGCAGGAAUAGCAAUGGAAGCUAUCAAGUUUGCUAGGGAUUCUAGUUUUGAUGUUGUCUUGGUCGAUACUGCAGGAAGAAUGCAGGAUAAUGAGCCUUUGAUGAGAUCCUUAACAAAGCUAAUUAAAGUUAACGAACCCGAUCUGGUUUUGUUUGUUGGUGAGGCUUUAGUGGGAAAUGAAGCUGUGGAUCAAUUGGUUAAAUUCAAUCAAGCAUUAGCAGAUUACUCUUCAAAUUCCAACCCACACAUAAUAGAUGGGAUUGUUUUAACCAAGUUUGACACUAUUGAUGACAAAGUUGGCGCAGCAAUUUCUAUGACAUAUAUCACAGGUCAACCAAUCGUUUUUGUGGGAACAGGACAAACUUACACAGAUUUGAAAGCUUUAAAUGUCAAAGCUGUUGUUCACUCUUUAAUGAAAUGAAUUUUUAGCUUACAAUAUCAAUUUUGUUUUCUGAAGAUAUUUUCAGAACAAUUUUUUUAUAUGUUGUGUGAACCACUAGCUCAGCAGCAUCAUACCAUGCUUUCCAUAUUUCAAUUUUGAAAAUUUGUGAAAUAAAUCAUUUUGUGGUCGGUGAGUUACUACUGAAAAGUGUUCAAUUUGCAUUCCUUUAGCAACUUUAUGCUUCAAUAAUUUUGGUUUACCCCACCUAAUUUCUCAAAUUUUCUGUAUUUUUUCUCAAGAUUGAUUAUUUUUUUAUACAAGUAUUUGUUAUGGAUUUUGUUAAUUUAUAUAUUCGUUUCAGUAUGGGAAAAUGAAUAAAAUGUUUUUACAUUAAUAAUAAA
This is a messenger RNA of Coccinella septempunctata (seven-spotted ladybird), 2319 nucleotides long. It is a transcript of the gene SrpRalpha, whose product is annotated as signal recognition particle receptor subunit alpha homolog. The transcript is spliced from 8 exons. Gene Ontology annotation, cellular component: signal recognition particle receptor complex; endoplasmic reticulum membrane. Bases 101 to 1957 code for a protein of 618 amino acids. The record is from RefSeq and is a predicted model, not a curated record. Gene Ontology annotation, molecular function: ATP hydrolysis activity; signal recognition particle binding; GTPase activity. NCBI's taxonomy places the organism in Eukaryota, Metazoa, Arthropoda, Insecta, Coleoptera, Coccinellidae. Gene Ontology annotation, biological process: SRP-dependent cotranslational protein targeting to membrane.